Messenger RNA from Cylicocyclus nassatus, 2616 nucleotides. The record is from the annotation of a GenBank genome assembly. NCBI's taxonomy places the organism in Eukaryota, Metazoa, Nematoda, Chromadorea, Rhabditida, Strongylidae.
CCUGUGUUUGCAAACUCAAGCAUCUCACCUUCUUUGUACACUUACUCUGUUUCAAAUUAUAUCUUAUGAUCUACCAUGGCACGUCCUUGUUUCUUUUUCCUGGAUAGUGUGUGAAGCUUUGUAUGUGAUUUUGAAACAGCUUGUACAUACAAUAUGGGAGAUGACGUCAACAGCGAAAGCACAAGUACCAUUGACGACGAUUGGGUAAAAGAGAGUGAUAUUUCUAUUUCGUCUAUCCCUACCGAAAACAAUAAAGGGAUGGUGUCUAAUUCUAGUGUUACGUCACUUGUUAGUGAUACAGAUAACAAAAGGAUGCUCUGGGUGCGCCUUCUUGGUGUACAAAAUCGUCCUAACCCACUUGAUGAUUGGGAUCAGCUGUACAAUCUGAAUAAUCAGGCAGGCCUUAGAAAUGAUUGCCGAAAACUAGCUAAGUUAUUGGAUAACAAAAAAUCUGUUCCUGAAUUGGAAUCCUUUAUGACACUUUACUGUAAGAAGAGGAAUGUGGAUUACAAAAAGGACAGCGGAUGGAUUGUUGUGUUAGAGAAGAUUCUGAAAUUCGAUUUGCCUCAGGAGCAUGUAUUCAAUGUGUUCUUUGCAUUUACCACCAAAUACAUUCCAAAGGAGACAAAAGAGAGUGCCCAAAUCUAUGAUUUAUUCCGUCUCUUGCUGCAAUAUCAUGAUCCCCAAAUAAGUUCUCACUUGGAUUCACUCAAACUCCCUCCGCAUACUUAUGCAAAUCAUUGGUUUUCUACUGUUCUUGCUGCAUGUGUAGAUGACGAAGUUUGUAAGACAUUGUGGGAGUUGUAUAUUGAAAAGGGUGACCCAUUUCUUAUUUUUUACAUGGCUCUUGUCCUUAUAAUUAAUGCUAGAGAUCAACUUCUUCUGUUUGGCUCAAACAAGAGAGACGAUGCUCUGUCACUGUUGAUGACUUUGCCAGAACAAUUGACAGCCAGCGAUGUGCCAGAUUUUGUACAGUUGUCUGCCUACUACGCAGACCGCACUCCUCAGUGUGUUCGUGAGGAUUUUCAUUACCUCAUAUUUGGUUCUAAUUAUGACGACGAGGCUGGCGAUUUGCAAGUCAGCAAAUUGCUUUGCUUACCUGUCACUGUUCAAGAAUUGAUCAAAAAGGACCGUGCUGCUGUCACCGCUUCAAAAAUCGCCUAUUUCGUGAUUGACUGCAGAUCUAAUGAAGCAUACAACUGCGGCCAUAUAUACGGAUCAUUCAGUCUCGAUUGUCAACUGCUUGUUGACGCUCCCAGUCAAUUCGAAAUUGCUUUGAAUUCAUUGGAAUCCUACAAGAACGCGCAGAAGUUUGAUGAGCAUAUCUGCUUUUUUGGAUACGGCGAUGAGGACCACGAUCAAUACAUGAACAUGGUUAUCGCGCGUUUUCUGCGGGACGGUAAGAGUCAUGUGACAUUUGCUCAAGGAGGCUAUCGUGGUCUCCAUAGUGCCCUGUGUGAUACAAAUCGACUACGUUUCAUCAACUCCCACGACGAAUCGAAAUGCAGCGAAUGUACGAACGGCAGUGGAGGGAGAAGCUGGAAAUUGGUUGGAAAAAUGAAAGAAGUAGUCAUCUCUAAGUCUACAGCUGUCAAAGAUAAGGUUAGCGAACUCGUGACCCAGGCAGCACCAUCGCAGACAGCUGGUAGUGAGGUGAAACACGUCUUAUCUUCUGACCGUUAUGGAAAGAGAUAUCGUAAUGAGCCGUCAGUCUUCUCGAUCGAUGAUGAUUCAAGCGACGAGAGUGCUGGGACGUUGUUCAACAAGGCGAGCAAAAGGGAAGAGCUCGUGCUUGCCGAUCAAGCAGAGUUCAUUGAACAUUUCCAAUGCCAUGAACUUGGAGAAAAUAAAGUCAUGAUACCUUCACACAUUGCCAUCACUCGAACUCACAUGCAUAUAUUGAGAGAUGUCGAUAAGAAGCCGGGCGUCGUUACAACCGAAGCUCGACACCCAUUAUCUUCGGUUUUGCGAGUCACGAGCAAGAAGAAAGUGCCCGAAUUGUUGACAUUCAAAUUUGGUUAUGAAGUCAACGGAGUGUCGAAGAUCACUUCCGUGCAUAGAUUCCUUGUACCAAAAGCCGGAGAGUGCGCGAAAGCUGUAAAGACAGCUAUUUUCGCUCUUCGUCCUCUGUCAGAUUCUGAAUCAACCGAAGUAGGCUUUGCUACAGGUUGAGGUGGUGGUUGAAUAUUAUUAUGUCUUGGACUUUUGUUGAUGUAUCUCAUCAAGGUAAUAAUUUGUUCUGAAGUUUUUUUUCCAGUCAUAUGAACUUCGCAGACAUUCUACGUGUUUUUGUCUAUUAUAAGAUGCAUUGUGCUUUAUCCGAGUGUUUGCUCGAUUUCUAUCAAUUUUUUGAAGCAUGCAAACCUAUGACCCUACAUUCCAGUCAUUAUUUAUGUGUUAGAUGUCGAAUUAUUGUCUGUGUUUCUUGUUGCUUUGUGUUAUCACAUUUACUGGCUUCUGGAGCAGAGCUAUAUGAAGGAAGUCUCAUGUAAAGCAAAUACAGUUGCAUUCGGAAUAUUACCGGGCAAUAAAAUGUUUCAGCAUUUGUUUGCUUGGAGGGAAGAAAAUCACUAAUUAUUUCAAAACGUUGACGACCGAGCCAUUUUUUCACCACAU